This is a messenger RNA of Hibiscus syriacus, 843 nucleotides long. Its product is annotated as ras-related protein RABH1e. Gene Ontology annotation, molecular function: GTPase activity; GTP binding. The transcript is spliced from 6 exons. The coding region runs from base 137 to 841 and encodes 234 amino acids. The record is from RefSeq and is a predicted model, not a curated record. NCBI's taxonomy places the organism in Eukaryota, Viridiplantae, Streptophyta, Magnoliopsida, Malvales, Malvaceae.
UUCUCAAAAAAGGAAAUCCAUUUCCAUCAAUCAUAAUUAUAAAAAUAAGAACAACAAUUUAGACAUCAUUUGUCUUCCAUAUUCAGAUCUGAAUCUCUGUCGUUUAGAAUAAAAAACUAGAGAAUAGAUUGCAAAAAUGGCGACGGUGUCCCCUCUGGCCAAAUACAAAUUGGUGUUCUUAGGCGAUCAAUCCGCUGGCAAAACCAGUAUCAUCACCCGUUUCAUGUACGAUAAAUUCGACACCACUUACCAGGCUACUAUAGGAAUUGACUUUUUGUCAAAAACAAUGUAUCUCGAAGAUAGAACGGUUCGAUUGCAGCUUUGGGAUACUGCUGGCCAGGAGAGAUUCAGGAGUCUUAUUCCAAGUUAUAUUAGAGAUUCUUCUGUUGCAGUAAUUGUCUAUGACGUAGCUAGUGAGUAUAAGCUAACAUUAAAUUGGAGUACGUUAACCUUAAUUAUUGUACAUUCCUCACUCGGAUAUGUCCUUGCAGAUAGGCAAUCAUUUUUGAACACUUCUAAGUGGGUUGAGGUGGUACGCACGGAACGGGGAAGCGAUGUCAUUAUUGUCCUUGUUGGGAACAAAACUGAUCUUGUUGAUAAAAGGCAGGUUUCUAUAGAGGAAGGAGAUAACAAGGCUCGUGAAUUCGGAAUUAUGUUCCUUGAAACCAGUGCAAAAGCAGGAUUCAACAUCAAGCCUCUAUUCCGCAAGAUUGCUGCAGCUUUACCAGGGAUGGAAACGCUUUCUUCGACAAAACAGGAAGACAUGGUUGAUGUGAACUUGAAGUCAAGCGGCAAUUCAUCCCAGAAUACGGAGCAGCAAGGAGGGGGUUGUGCAUGUUAAAC